UCUCUCUCUCUCCAGAUAAAUGUGCUCGAGGGUUGAGUGACUGACUGAGUGAAUGUGUGUGUCGCGCAGAUUACUAAAGAGGAAUCCACGGACCGAGAGCGCUCGGCGCCGCACCGCAACCCGCGACACAAUGUAGCAAACCGAAACGCCGUAAUCGCACAUGAGGGUCCAGUUUGAGCGGUCCGGACCGAAGUGAACUGAACUAUGCCCAGCGCCGAGAGAACUUUACCUGAACUCGAGAGGAACUCUUUCUUACACUGCGAAAUGGGUGAGAGAGGUGGUGAUGUGAACACCCUCAGCGUGCCAAUGGUCAUGCGUAGAGGAGGUUCAGAGACUUGUUUAGAUCUGGAUUCUGAUCUGGUGGUACGGGACACCCCACGAUCACGUACUGGUCUGGACACCCUGCAGCAGAAAGUGCUAAAAGUGAAAGAGCAGCUGAGAAUUGAGCAAAAUUUACAGGAUGAGAACGUGGCUGAGUAUCUCAAACUCAUUAACAGCGCCGACAAGCAGCAGAGCAGCCGCAUCAAACAGGUGUUCGAGAAAAAGAACCAGAAAACGGCACACAAUAUCGCUCAGCUUCAGAAGAAGCUAGAGCAAUAUCAACGCAAGAUGAAGGGGUGUGACAUCUCGAAUGGAACCAAACACACGCCACCACACUCCAAAGAAAAUGAGAUGCUCAAAGACAACCUCAAGGACAGUGUGGUCACAGGAAGUGGGCGCCACCCACAUUUGGACAAAGUCAAAACUAUUGGCCCGGGAGUUUCACUGUCGCCACCGUUCUUCUUCAGCAAAUCCAGAGAGAUUGCAAACCUCAUUCGCAACAAAUUUGGUAGCGCGGACAACAUUGCACACCUGAAGAGCACCAUGGAGACGGGAAGUGGGCUGCAGGCGGAGGGGGGAGCCCGAAACCUUAGCGGCAGUGCCACCAUAACCCCUAAGCCCAAAUACCAGAGUGAUGACGAGUGCUCCACAGAGACGUCAAUGUCAGUUGAGAGUAAUGGUCAUGUGACUGGAUCAGGUGUGACAGGGCAGCACAGCGGGUCUGGGAGAGAAGAAGGCCAAGGGGAAAACAGCAGCCGGCUGGUGGAAGCUUGGGAGGACAUCAGGGAGUUGAGGGAAGCUCAGAAUCUACUGUCAGAAGACAUUGACACUCUGAAGACCCAGUUUAGAUGUGAAUUUGAGAAUAUUAUGCAAACACUACAAGAGGAGCGGUUCAGGUAAAUAAUCUUGGUAACACAUUAGUGUUCUAGAUAACGAUCAAUCGAUAGAUCGAUAAUGGUCGACAUUGAAUUAGUUAUGCAAGCUCAUUUAUCUUUUUUUCCUUUUAGAUUACCUUUACCAUUAUCUAAUGCUCAUUUAGUGUUCAUUUUUAAAAACACUAUUUAAAAAUUACAUUACACACAUUACAUUAUAAUGUAAUUCUGUUAUGACAACCCUCUGAGAGUUUAGCAUGGUAAUAUACAUGGCAAUGUUAAUGUGUUUUGUUUUGGCG
Molecule: messenger RNA, 1492 nt
Organism: Sinocyclocheilus grahami
Lineage: Eukaryota; Metazoa; Chordata; Actinopteri; Cypriniformes; Cyprinidae
Product: transmembrane and coiled-coil domains protein 3-like
Exons: 2
Coding region: 205-1221 (338 amino acids)
Cellular component (GO): endomembrane system
Source: RefSeq, a predicted model, not a curated record